AUGAUCACGUCGAAGGUGGCACCAUGGCGAUGGCGUCGAUCUGCAAUCACUCCAUCUCUUUCAAUUAGUACUAUUUGUGCUAUGCCCUACUCAACUUUUACCUCCUUGAAGGCUUCGACAAUAGAUAGCAAUCGUCGACUCUUUGAGUACACGUCUGGUCGAUGGAUAUACAACGAAAACAUCCGUCUCACUGAACGCUAUGGCGAGUUCAACGUCGAUGCGUUGAAAAGCGCCGCUGCUCAGUCGCUACGGAGACGCGAUACAGAUGUCAAAAGUGUGUCAAAGCUUGCCGAAGGAGGCUUCAACCGUGUCAUACAGAUCACCAUGGUCGAUGAUACUCAGAUUCUCGCCCGGUUGCCGUAUCCCUCAACUGAACCAAGACGAUUAGCAGUUGCCAGCGAGGUGGCGACUUUGGCUCUUCUCCGUGCUCAUGGUCUCCCUGUGCCCCGUGUGUAUGCCUACUCAACAGAUGCUAGAAAUCCCGUUGGUUCAGAGUAUAUUAUCAUGGAGAAACUAUCAGGACGACCACUUGGUGCUUGCUGGUUCGACUUGUCAGACCAGCAACGCCUCAAGGUACUUUUGCAACUUGUACAGCUAGAGACAAAAAUCCAUACUAUCGAGCUUCCAGCUAGCGGAAGCAUAUACUAUGCCAGAGACCUUCCUUCGGAUUCACCACGCAUUGCCAUCUCAGACUCGGAUUUCUGUAUCGGUCCCAGUGCAGCCCUCAAAUGGUGGUUUGCUGAGCGUUCCACGCUUCGUAUUGAUCGCGGUCCUUGUGUGGACGCAAUCGAUGUUCUCCGCAACCCUGCCUUGAAAGAACUGGCUUGGCUACGUGCAUAUGGCCGGCCGCGCUUUCCAUUUCAACGUGCGUAUCGCGAGUCUAUGGAAUACCAACUGUCCCUCCCAAGUGACCAUAUUCGUUCACUCGAAGAGUACCUUAAAAUUGCUCCUGGACUACUACCGCCGAAUGAAUUGUUGCGCCCUCUCCUUCGCCAUCCCGAUCUCCAGACAAACAACAUUUUUGUCUCGGAUGACUUCGACAUUGUCGGAUUGAUUGACUGGCAACAUGCAUCUGUGCUACCGCUCUUUCUCGCCGCUGGGAUUCCCAAAUUCUUUCAGAACUACGACGACCCUGAAUCGCUUGCCUUUCGACCACCUCCUCAUCCAGAUCUAAGCGGCAUGGACGACGAUGAAAAGGCCGACGCUCUCGAUGACUUUCGGCGUCGCCAUACCCACUUUUUCUAUUUGGCUUUCACGCAGCGUUUCAACGAACCUCAUUUCUGCGCCAUGGAUCAGCCUACUAACAUGCUUACCCGCCGCAUCUUUAGCCAUGCUGGCGAGCCUUGGGAGGGGAAUAAUGUCCCUCUCCAGGCGGACCUUGUGCUCCUUACCAAACUCUGGCACGAAUACUCGGCUGGCUCGUGUCCGAUAUCAUUCCCUUCGGCCAAGGAGGCUGAUUCCAUCAUGCACCUACAAAACAUGCAGGAAGAGGUUGAUCUUAACCUCAAACAUAUCCGCAAUGUGAUUGGCAUCGGUAUGGACGGUUGGACCUCCUCAGACGGAUAUGAAGCUGCCUGUUCCCGUGCUCGUCAGAUGAAAGUUGAUGGUCUUGGUUCUCUCGACACCGAGUAUGAACGCGAAAUGACAAGUCUUCACUGGCCGUUUGAUGAUCACAACGAGGACGAGUAG
Molecule: messenger RNA, 1689 nt
Organism: Talaromyces rugulosus
Lineage: Eukaryota; Fungi; Ascomycota; Eurotiomycetes; Eurotiales; Trichocomaceae
Exons: 3
Coding region: 1-1689 (562 amino acids)
Cellular component (GO): mitochondrion
Source: RefSeq, a predicted model, not a curated record